Paramecium pentaurelia is the source of this 2171-nucleotide messenger RNA. The record is from the annotation of a GenBank genome assembly. NCBI's taxonomy places the organism in Eukaryota, Ciliophora, Oligohymenophorea, Peniculida, Parameciidae.
AUGGAGAAUAAGUUAUUUUAUUGUAAAUCAGAAAGUUUUAAGGAAUUUAAAAUUGAAGUUUAAAAUAAAAUGUAGAAUAAAAUAUUUUAUUGUAAAUCAAAAAGUAUGAAGGAAUUGAAAAUUGAAAUUUAAGGCAAACUUUAUUCUACUUAACUUGAUAAAAAUUAAAACCCAAAAUACAAUAUUUAAGAGGGAACAUUUUGUUUUGAUUUAGAACAAAAAAAAAUUAAUUUAAUUAAGAAAGACAAAGAAUAUUUAGGGAAAUCAAAUAUAUUACUCUAUGAGUAUACACAAAAACAAUAAGAUGAGGCAAAUAAAACUAAACACUAAGAAUUAAGAUCUUAAAGUUAACCUUAAAGAAAAAAAAUUAUUAUAAAAGAAGACGGAAUAAUUGUUAAUAAUAGACAUAUUGGCGAACAUAGAAGGUAAUACUAAAAAUUAAAAAUUUGGUGUAAAUAUAAUUAAUCAUUAAAUGAGAAAGNUCCUCUACAAAAAGUUUAUAAUAUUAAAAAAGACUUUAAAAAAUUUCAAUCAUUUAGAUAUUAUGUAAAUAGUACUUCUUUCAAGAUUUAUUUAAUAUACUAAUAUGAUUAUUCUUUAACGCUUAUAAAGGAGCAUGCUUGGAAGAAGACGUAUAUCUAAAGCUCUUAAGUAACUCUAAAUCAAAUAAUAUAGAUAGUUUCUAGAUUUAUUGGAUUAUUAUUAAUUUAUAUUAUUAUCAAAUGAAAAAUUAGAAUGAGAAAUUGAUACAAGAUCAGUUGAGUAAAAUGAAUGAAAUUUAUUCAGAUCAAUAGGGUAAUAAAAACUGUAAUUCUAUUCACUGUUAAUAAUCAUAUGGAUUUAUGUCUAAAUAAUAAUAAAUAUAAAGAAGCAUCAAAGUAAAUCAUAGCAAAAGAGCAUUCUAAUUAUCUAAUUAGGUAGAAAAUAAAAAAGAUGAUAAAUAAAUAUAAAUCCAAAAAAAUAAUGUAGAUAGUUAACCUGGAUCAUAUAAAUUAAAUUAGUUAAUUAUAACUUGUUAAAAAUAAAAAAUUAUCUAUUAUACAUUAAAACAAUUUUAGUAUGAUCUAGUUAUUUUGAUGGAGAAUAAGUUAUUUUAUUGUAAAUCAGAAAGUUUUAAGGAAUUUAAAAUUGAAGUUUAAAAUAAAAUGUAGAAUAAAAUAUUUUAUUGUAAAUCAAAAAGUAUGAAGGAAUUGAAAAUUGAAAUUUAAGGCAAACUUUAUUCUACUUAACUUGAUAAAAAUUAAAACCCAAAAUACAAUAUUUAAGAGGGAACAUUUUGUUUUGAUUUAGAACAAAAAAAAAUUAAUUUAAUUAAGAAAGACAAAGAAUAUUUAGGGAAAUCAAAUAUAUUACUCUAUGAGUAUACACAAAAACAAUAAGAUGAGGCAAAUAAAACUAAACACUAAGAAUUAAGAUCUUAAAGUUAACCUUAAAGAAAAAAAAUUAUUAUAAAAGAAGACGGAAUAAUUGUUAAUAAUAGACAUAUUGGCGAACAUAGAAGGUAAUACUAAAAAUUAAAAAUUUGGUGUAAAUAUAAUUAAUCAUUAAAUGAGAAAGAUGAACUCAUAUUAAAAAAUAAAAAAUGGUUAACUAGUAGUAUAAUAGAUAGUUUUGUAUUUUAUCUUAAUUUAGAAGGUGAAAAAGAAUAUAUUAAACAAUAAGAAAAUAAUUAUACAAAAUAAAUUAACAGAAUAUUAUUUUUACCCACUAGUUUAACCACAAAUUUUGGAAUUUAAUAUGAUGUUUACAAAGCUUAACAAUUAUUUUAAUAAGAAUUACUAGAAUAUUAAGAAAUGAAUUUUUAAUUAAAUUUAAUCUAUGAUAAAAUAGGAAUUCCAAUAAAUAAAAAUAAUAUACAUUGGCAAUUCCUAUUAUUUGAUUAUUAAAAAAAUUGUGUAGAACUUUUUGAUUCUCUAUCAUAAUCUUUUAAAUUUGAUCAGAAUUUAAUUGAAACAUUAGCAUAAUUAUUAAAGUUAUAAAAUUACAAAUAAAACAAACUUUAUUAUUAUAAUUAAUAAUAAAAUGGUUAUGCAUGUGGGUAUUAUGUUUGUUCAUUUAUGCAUUAUUAAUAUAGACUUUAAUUUGAUCAGAAUCUCAAAAAACAUUCUUAUGAUGAAGAAUAAAUUACUAAAUUAUUAUUAGAUGUUAUCAAAGAUUAAGAAAAUUAAUGA